UAGACUUCUGAUAGUUUACUGGCAUUCAUUUCAGAGUUAGAGUAUUAAUAUUGGGAUUGGCUUUCGUGGAUAUGGCUGGAUGGACAAUAAAACUGGUAUUGGAGUAAUCAAUAGCCUAAUUACUUGUCUGAGGAUCAGUGUGGUCAGAGAAGACACUAAGGUUAAAGAGAAAGGGUAGGUACAUGAAAUGGCAUCCAUCAUCAUGCGCAUCCUGCACUUGGGAGCUGAGAAAAAGAAGGUCAAAUACUAUGAGAACUUACAAAGGGACAUUGACCCACGAGAGACAUGGGAGACACAGGGAGAACUUGGAGAUGGGGCCUUCGGGAAGGUCUAUAAGGUGCAGAACAAGAAAAAAGGUACUGCAGCAGCUGCUAAAGUGAUCAAGGUGCGCAAUGAGGAGCAGCUUGAGGACCACAUUACUGAAAUUGACAUCCUGGCAACCUGUCACCAUGACAACGUUCUUGCAUUUUUGGAUGCCACCUUCUUUGAGGGUUGGUUAUGGAUCAUGGUAGAAUUUUGUCCAGGGGGUGCACUGGAUGACAUCAUACUGGAGCUAGAGCGGGGUCUAUCAGAGCAACAGAUCAGUGAAGUGUGCUACCAGACCUUGCAGGGUCUGUCUUACCUGCAUCAACUCCACAUCAUCCACAGAGACCUAAAGGCAGGCAACAUCCUCCUCAUGUUUGAUGGACAGGUCAAAUUGGCGGACUUUGGAGUUUCUGUAAAAAACACGCACACCCUCCAGAAUAGGACCACGUUCAUUGGAACACCAUACUGGAUGGCUCCAGAGGUUAUCCAGUGUGAGACAUCCAAGGAGAACCCUUAUGGCCCUGAGGCAGAUAUGUGGUCGCUGGGCAUAACUCUUAUUGAGGCAGCAGAGAUGGAGCCUCCACACCACUCCCUUACUCCCAUGAGGGUCCUGCUGAAGAUCACCAAGUCACCACCACCCACUCUUAGAAACCCACACCUAUGGUCCCAUCACUUCCAAGACUUUCUACAAAGAGUGCUACAGAAAAGCCCUGAGAUGCGUUGGGGACUUCAGCAGCUCCUAAACCACCCUUUCCCUUCCACAGGACAGACAAACAGAGCCCUCAGAGAACUUAUAGCUGAGGCUAAAGCUGAUGUCAUGGAGGAAGCUGCGUCCAUAACCGACUUCAGGGCUUCCCUUGAUGAGGUCAUGCAAGUGAAGAGCCCUGUAACAAAGACAAACUGCACUCAGCAGAAAGACAUGGACAUGGCACAUAUUUCCGAACAACCUUGCCCUGAUUACUGUAUAAAUAAUAUUGCCACCCCAAACCAAAACCAUCCUCUUACGCAAAGUAAACAUGACAAAACUGUACAAAUGAAUGAAAAUAACCAUAACACAGAUGCAAAGACAAAAACUGCAUUCUCCUCCCUUUUGGAAUCUGGACAUUGGGAUAACACCAAAAAUAUGACAACCAAUCAGAGACUAAUGACUGGUUUGUCUGCUCAGACGGAGGCAAUUGCAACAGAAGUGAGCAAAUCAAAGGAGAACUUUGGCAAAACAAAAGACAAUGCACAUGAUGAUGAAGAAAAGACUGAAAGAGUUGAAUGGCAGCAAAAAGAGGGGCUAAAAGAAGCAGUGGACUGCAGAUGCCGAUACCUUUCCCUGAGCGAGGUUCCUAGACAAGGAGUACAGGCCAAAGAAUACCCCCAUUAUAAUAUGAAAGAAAACAAAAUACAAGUUGUGAAUGACACUGUACACCCUCAUCAUCCCUUAGUGGAGAUGUCAUUCUGUCAACAGAGAGCAUCCUGUGAUACAAAUAGUAAGGCUUCGGGUUGCAUCUGUCACUUAAUGAACACACACAGUCUAUUGAUUAUUGCCUUGGCUUUGGAAUUUCCAAGGUCACCAAAAAAGUGCCAAGGGGAUUGGUGGCUUUCAAUGCGAGACUGUGCUGAUCUGAACUUCAAUGGACUCGGAGCCAAGCACUGGAAAAUGACCAUGGGUAGGAAGUUUAAGGAGAUGGAAUCGAGUAUCAAAGUGGAAACUACUGAAACAAGUCAAGAAAAAAUGCAGGAGGAAAGUGGAAGGAUGAAGGAAACUAUAGACAAACUAUUGUUGAAAGGUAAAGAUAUAAAGCACGAGGACAGAAAAUGUGAUGAGACAGAUGAAAACCACUCAAAUGAUGAGAUAAAGGUGGAACUAAUGGAAAAGUGUAACUUUAGUGAACAAGACCAAGUCACAGAAAUACCAAUGAACCAAGGACUAGAAGAAGAGGACACACAAGCGUAUAACAGGAGAGAAGACAAAACAGAUAUAAUUACAGCAAAAACCCAGGUCAACUUUGUGUCAGACACACAGAAGAAAGAGACAGAAGAUGCAAGUCUGAUACUUUCCUCUGCUCAGACUACACACUCAGACACAAAACAGUCAAACCCAGAAUCAAAUGAAAAAUUCCACCAAAUGACAGAGUGUAAAAUCAAGAGGGCCACAGAUGACAAUAUAACAUCGAAUAAUGGAGUUUUAACAAUGUCCCCACCUUGUAAGGAGUUAACCAACAAUAGGAUGACUAUAAAGAAGACUCGAACGUUCAUGGUGGAUGGCCGGGAAGUUAGUAUCACCACAUCAAAAAUUGUUUGUGAGAGCGACAACAAAGAGCAAAUGAGGUCUGCCAGACGCCAGGAGCUGCAGGCCCUGAAAAUCCUGCAGAGGGAGGAGCAGAGAGAGCAUGCCCGGUUGGAGCAGCGACAGCAUCAACAGAGACAGAUGAUGUUUCGACAAGUUGCACAGCAAAUGACUACUAAGAAGCAGUACUACGACGGUGAACUGGAGAAGGUGGAGAAACAGUACCUCCAGCAGAGUAGUCGGGUGGAGGCCGAUCACACAGUCAGGUUAAGAGAAGAUGCCCGCAGACUUAAAAGCCAGCAGGAGAAAGAUCUAGGCCGCCAGGCAGCAGCACUGAGGAAUCAGCCCAUGAAGGAACAAACAUUCAUACAGAAGCAACAGCAGGAGCUAAAUGAGGCAUUACAGAAGGUUGUUCAGGAACAUAAAAGGAAGGUUGCCUUUAUGGAGAAAGAAUUCAUGAUCAAAACUCAGCAGCUUAAAAGAGCUAGAGAAUCUGUGGUUUGGGAGAUGGAGCAGCGUCAUCUCCAAGAGAAGUAUCAUCUGUUUAAACAGCAGGUUAAGGAGCAGUUUUCUCUUCAAAGACAGCAGCUCAUCAAAAGGCACAAAAAAGAUACAGAGCGGACAUGCCAAUUUCACAGUAUUCUGCUAGAUGAGUUACAGUCUGAGCAUGCACAGAAGAAAGGCGAGCUCCAACGAGCACACCGCAUAGAGACCAAGGCCAAGCUCUCCCUCUUGAAGGAGGAGCUGAAAACACUGGGGUGGAGUGGUCCUGAGCAAAGACAGCGCCUAGCACUGUUUGUUGCAGAGGAGGAGGUCAGACAAAAACAGAUGAAGCAGAGUUUAGAGGCGGUCCAAGAGAGUCAGUUUCUGGAUCUCCGGCAGCAGUGUGAAGCCAACAUGGCAGAACUCCAACAACUACAGAAAGAUAAAUUGCAGUUGCUGGUGGACAUGGAAAAGAAGAAGAUCCGUGGUCUAGAUGAUGAACACAAACUGGAACACAAUGAGUGGAAAGACAAGCUGUCUUUCAGGAAAGAGGUUUUAGAGGAGGACCUGACUCAUCAAAGAAGGGAGAAGGACAGAACAAGGAGAGGUGACCAUGAACAAGAGUCAAAAUCUACAAAUCGGAGAACAUUUUUUUUUGCCAACCUCAACCUCUCUUAACCUUUUGAACAAUCAUAACCUAUGGUGUGGCAGGCACAUAAAUUGGAGCAUUACAGGAACAAAUAUUAAUAAUAUUAAGUAUUCAUUUAGCAGAGGCAUUCAUCCAAAGCGACAUACAAAGGACAAUUUUAACUGCCGUGUCUUGAUCUGCAGCCAAAUGCUAAAACAAAUACCUAUACCCCCGCCGAUCUAAUUUACAUUUUAUAAUUUACAGUGACAUAUUUAUCUACAUUUAUUGUUGGUUAUUCUACUUGCAAUCAUUACAUUUAAUUGUAGUAUUUUACACUUACAUUAACUUUUGCUUUUCCCUAUUAAGGAACUGAUGGUGAAGUUAACAUUGUAUGUUUUACUACAGAAUUACUACAGCUAUUGACAACAAUGAAUUUACUAUAGGAAUAUUUUUAGAUUUAAGUAAGGCGUUCGACACGGUAAACCAUUCUAUUCUUCUCAAAAAACUAAACACAUAUGUGAUCAAUGACGCGGCACUUAAGUGGUUUAAUAGCUAUCUAUCUGACAGGAAACAGUACGUUAUCCUCAACGAGAAUUCAUCUUCAUGCAAACCUAUAACUUGUGGAGUGCCCCAGGGAUCAAUUCUGGGACCUCUAUUAUUUUUAAUAUAUGUUAAUGAUCUUGCCGAAGCAUCCAAAACUUUAUUUUGUAUCCUAUCCUAUUUGCUGAUGACACAAAUCUUUUCCUUUCACAUGGAGAUUUUGAUUAUUUAAUACAUCUAACCAACCAAGAAUUAGAUAAGGUCAUUACUUGGUUCGAAGCCAACAAGUUAUCAGUUAAUAUUAAAAAGACAUUCUAUCUUAUCUUUUGCAGUAAAAACAAGACAUAUAAUAGGAAAAAUGCUAAUAUAUUCUUAAAGAACCUUCCACUUUCCCAGGAAUGCCAGGCUAAAUUCCUAGGAAUAUUAAUCGCCGAUCGAUUAACAUGGAAGUCUCACAUUGCUAUGACAGUAAAUAAAAGUUCGAAAACUAUUGGGAUUAUAGGGAAAAUUAAACAUCUUUUAUCUAAGAAAACCUUUACAACCAUAUACAACAGUUUAAUCUACCCAUACCUUACAUAUUGUAAUAUUGUUUGUGGAAAUGCCUACAAAACUUCUUUACACCCUCGAUUAAUUCUACAGAAAAGAUUUCUACGCAUUGCCACUAGUUCCAGUUUAUACACCCACUCUACAUCAUUAUUUGAGAAACUUAGAAUUUUGAACAUUGAUGAUAUUAACAGAUUUCAACUUGCUUUUUUACAGCCCAAUAUAUAAACCAUAAUCUCCCUGUUACCUUUGCCCAAAUGUCUGUCAAAUUCAAGUGUGUCACAAUAUGGAACGAUCUUCCCCCCUCUCUCAAGAAUUUUACUUCCUCUUUUCUGACCUUCAAAAAUUAUCUUAAAACAUACCUGUUUAAAAAAUCCAACCCCGUUGUAGUUGUCACUCAAUCAUUUAUAUACCAUACCAUUAAUUAUUGAUUGCCCUUUCCACAUAAUUUUCAUUUACUAUGUAUUACUUUAUUAUUUAUUGUUGACUCAAAGCUUUAGUCAUCUGUGUAUCCGUAUUGCAUUUUUAUUUCUAUGUAAUACUUUACUUUUUUAUUAUUGUAAUCCAAACCAUUCGAUAUACUUAAUUACUUGAUUAUCCCCAUUGUAUUAAUUCAUUUUCUAUGUAUUAGUUUGCUUUAGCACUUGUUUAUUAUUAUACAUUUUGUUUAGUUUAGAGGAGGAGGGCCUCGUAUAAGCGUUUUACGCUUCUUCCCUCCUCCUGCACCUGUUUUACCCAUUGUUUUUGUAUUAUGUUUUUAUAUAAUAUUUUGUGCAAAUAAAUAAAACAAACAAACUAGUACCUUGUGAUAA
This is a messenger RNA of Osmerus eperlanus (European smelt), 5590 nucleotides long. Its product is annotated as serine/threonine-protein kinase 10. Lineage: Eukaryota; Metazoa; Chordata; Actinopteri; Osmeriformes; Osmeridae. Gene Ontology annotation, biological process: protein phosphorylation. The transcript is spliced from 17 exons. The record is from RefSeq and is a predicted model, not a curated record. Gene Ontology annotation, molecular function: protein serine/threonine kinase activity; ATP binding. The coding region runs from base 188 to 3745 and encodes 1185 amino acids.